This is a messenger RNA of Sipha flava (yellow sugarcane aphid), 1047 nucleotides long. RefSeq lists its product as uncharacterized. NCBI's taxonomy places the organism in Eukaryota, Metazoa, Arthropoda, Insecta, Hemiptera, Aphididae. The record is from RefSeq and is a predicted model, not a curated record. The transcript is spliced from 5 exons.
AUGACUAUAGAUUUAGCUAGUAAUAUAUCAAAUGUCAUUAUUAUGUCAUUUCCAACAGAAAUAAAGGAUGUUUAUUUUUUGAAGGAUGUUACUUGCAAAGCUCCUAAAGGAAAAGUUUAUGCGAAAUACUUCAACACUAUGAAGAAAUUAAAAAAAUGGAGGCUAAAAUCAGCAAACAAUAAUACAUCUGAGGUUAAGAAAAUUAUUUAUAGAUUCGAAGAUUUACUUAAUUCUUCAUUAGGUAUUUAUAAUAUGCAUAAAAAUAUUGAUUUGUCUUGGCCUGAAAUAGAAGUAAUAUGGCGAAAAACAAUUAAUUUCCGACUUCAAUAUAUAAGGAACAAUGAUACAGCAAGUAUUUUUAGUAAAUGGGUACAUUACACAAAGCCAAUGGUCUACAGAUUGAUUUUGGUCGAAUGUACACAAAUUUUAAAAAACUUAAAUGUAAAAUUUGAAAAAACCUUACCGACUUUACUGAGUAUAUUACAUGAUCGUGUCAAAGAUGGUGGAAGUGUAGCUCUAUUACGGCAGUUAAAAGAAUCGACCAAUUUAUGUAAAAAUGGUGAAACCUUGACUUCAUUAUAUUUGUUACAUUCAUUAUUUUUACCUACUACUAAAAAAGUCAUUUUGGAUGAACAAGGCAAAAAAUCAACAAUCAAAUAUUCAAUUAAAGAUUCACAAAACUCAUUCAUCAUCAUAGCACAUACUGCAGUAGAACUAGAAUAAAUUGUAGAAAACAUUAAAAAAUAAAAAAACGACAUACAACCUUGUAUUUUAAUUGUUGGGUCAUUAUUAAAUCCUAUCCAAAUACUUAUUUACUUUGACGAUAUAAAAUAUAAAGUAUUCUUAGAAAUUAAAGCCGUAGACAUAUGUUUGAAAAUUUUCCAUGUAUUCAAUUUAGAAUAUCCUUUACAGUGCAAUAAUGUAUUGUUGUUUUUACAAAUUUAUUAUUAUGAAAAUGUGAUAAAAUAUGAUAGAAGUUGUAGUUUGAUCAGACAAAUUUGUUCAGAAUUGGAUACUAAUUUAUUAAAUUCAGAUUUGAGUGGUUAA